AUGGCGCCUUCUUCCGGCGACUUUCCACCAGUUACAACUUCUUCAGGGGAAUCACGACGUGGAUCUCUUUGCGUGUCGAACGACGCACCUCCUGCCAAAGUAUGUGGCACGUCACUUGGACCCCGGCGCAAUAGCGGUAGACGCGAUGGGUCUUUCUUGGAGUUGCUUUCGUCGCCACUGGAUUCAUCCCCCAUGGUCGAUGAUUCUCAAGGUUCUAUGCAAGAUUGCCCGCGAAGGCGAGACAGCGACGGUAGUGGUGCCGUAUUGGCCGGCGGCGCUUUGGUUUCUUCUGCUACGGCAAAUGGCGACCCGUCCUCCUCUUCUUCUCAAUCCUCGGCGUCACAUCCAGCUGACUUCUCCAUCCGCUCGCUCCCCAUGAACAAAUCUGCGCUGGAAGCUCAGCGUGUGGCAAGUAUCCGGCGAAGAUUUGCAGGGCGUGGCUAUUCGCCCGCGCCUUUAGAGGCCAUAUGUGCCCCACUACUUUCUAGAUCGUCGACGAAUCUCUCUUAUUUGGGUGGCCAACUACGUUUCGUCAUGUGGGCCUCACGCGUCGGCGUUGAUAUCAACUCUUUUUCGGCAGUUGAUUUGGUGAAUAUUUUGUCUUUGGCUCAUCAACAAGGUUACAGUGCAAAUACGAUAUUAUUGUUCAAGACGGCGGUCCUGGUUUUUCAUUGCAACCCUGGAUCUAUUCGAAAGGACCUUGGAUUAAAACGCUUGCUAGAUCGUAUUAAGGUGACAGCACCACCACGACCAUUGACUCAUCCCUCCUUCGAUAUCACUCCUACCUUAAUUCACUUGUCACAAUUAACAUCUACAGCGUCAACACCACUGAUUAAGCUGAACCAGAAGACCGCCUUCUUGCUCGGUACCGCGGCCUUUCUGCGACCAUCUGACCUUCAUCGCAUUGAUUUGACGAUGCUCAAGACCGAUUGCAUUUGUGCAUUGUGA
Molecule: messenger RNA, 948 nt
Organism: Zychaea mexicana
Lineage: Eukaryota; Fungi; Mucoromycota; Mucoromycetes; Mucorales; Lichtheimiaceae
Exons: 1
Coding region: 1-948 (315 amino acids)
Source: RefSeq, a predicted model, not a curated record